GCCGAAGGACCUUCAAGGACAAGGACAAGCACUACCCUUUAUGGUGUUUGCAACUGUUUUCACUGCCAGCGCCGCCACACGACAACUGCUGCGACACACCCAACACAGCACACAACCAUGUCUGGGAUUGCUGUUGAGCGCUUGAUGGAAGAGCGCAAGAACUGGCGCAGCGACCACCCACACGGAUUUGCAGCCCGCCCCGCAACGAAGGAUGACGGCACCAAAGACUACAUGCUCUGGCACUGCACCAUUCCUGGGAAGGAAGGCACAUCAUGGCAGGGCGGUUUUUACAAAGUGAAGAUGAUUUUCUCCGAGGACUACCCCAUGACGCCUCCCAAAUGCCAAUUCACCCCUCCGCUGUUUCAUCCCAACGUGUACCCGUCCGGCACCAUCUGCCUCUCUCUUCUCGACGCUGAGAAGGACUGGCGUCCAGGUGUCACCAUCAAACAGAUUAAGUGA
This is a messenger RNA of Salpingoeca rosetta, 459 nucleotides long. Its product is annotated as ubiquitin carrier protein. Bases 118 to 459 code for a protein of 113 amino acids. The record is from RefSeq and is a predicted model, not a curated record. Gene Ontology annotation, cellular component: nucleus. Gene Ontology annotation, molecular function: SUMO conjugating enzyme activity. NCBI's taxonomy places the organism in Eukaryota, Choanoflagellata, Craspedida, Salpingoecidae. The transcript is spliced from 5 exons. Gene Ontology annotation, biological process: protein sumoylation.